UAAAAAAUGAUCCUAUAAAACCCUGAAGACGAACCUUUUUCACAUUUUCUUACAAUUUUUAUUUUUAUUUUCUUUGUUCGUGUCUGAUUUUCUCAGCCAAUUUUGAUCUAACUCUCACCAUGGAUCUGUUCUUCUCGUCUUGAUCUGGAUCGACUUUAAUUUAAGACUUUGUUCUUUAUUUCUCCCCCCACCGAUAUGUUCUGAAAAGGGAACGAACUCUCAACUGAUUUUGGCCUUUCACUCAUCUUCUGAUCUCGCGACCUAAAUUUAGGGCUUUCUCUUUUUUUUUGGGAGCUCUCAAAUGGUUGGGAGAGUGAAGGUGCCUUGUUGUUCCGUGUGCCACACGCGGUAUAACGAAGACGAGAGAGUUCCUCUAUUGCUUCAAUGCGGCCAUGGCUUCUGCAAAGAUUGUCUUUCCAAGAUGUUCUCUACUUCUUCCGACACUAGCCUCACUUGUCCCCGCUGCCGCCACGUGUCCGUUGUUGGUAACUCUGUCCAGGGCUUGCGCAAGAACUACGCUAUGCUUGCUCUCAUCCACGCCGCUUCCGGUGGCGGCGCUAACUUCGAUUGCGAUUACACCGACGACGAGGAUGAAGACGACGAAGAAGAUGGAAGCGAUGAGGAUAGAGCUCGUUCGUCCCGCGGGUUCCAUGCCUCCAGCUCGAUUAAUAGCUCAUGUGGUCCUGUGAUCGAGGUUGGAGCUCACCCGGAGAUGAAGCUGGGUAGGCAGAUUGGGGAAGAGAGCGGUGGUGUGGAGAUGUGGGAUGCCACUGUUGCAGGCGGCGGUGGGAGGUGUAAGCACCGUGUGGCGGUGAAAAAGAUGACUUUGACGGAGGAUAUGGAUGUAGAUUGGAUGCAGGGACAGCUUGAGAGCUUGCGGAGAGCGUCCAUGUGGUGUAGGAAUGUUUGUACUUUCCAUGGGGUUGUGAAGAUGGAGGGAUCUCUUUGUCUUUUGAUGGACAGGUGUUAUGGGUCUGUUCAGUCUGAGAUGCAACGCAAUGAAGGCAGGCUCACUUUGGAGCAGAUUUUAAGAUAUGGGGCUGAUGUUGCUCGAGGGGUUGCAGAACUCCAUGCAGCAGGUGUUAUAUGUAUGAACAUAAAACCUUCCAAUCUUCUUUUGNCCAUAGCAAACUCUUCCACGACUCUAUCCUCACCAGACCACAGUGACGACCCCAAUGACCCCGCCUCGAGAUGUUUAGCCUCCUCAGGAACCGGAAGCCUACGACGGACGUGGCGAGCCGACAUGACGGCAGAGAGCGAAUUGGGUAUGUUCAUAACGACGUCGUAG
Molecule: messenger RNA, 1288 nt
Organism: Camelina sativa (false flax)
Lineage: Eukaryota; Viridiplantae; Streptophyta; Magnoliopsida; Brassicales; Brassicaceae
Source: RefSeq, a predicted model, not a curated record